Molecule: messenger RNA, 6405 nt
Organism: Callithrix jacchus (white-tufted-ear marmoset)
Lineage: Eukaryota; Metazoa; Chordata; Mammalia; Primates; Cebidae
Gene: TGOLN2
Product: trans-golgi network protein 2
Cellular component (GO): trans-Golgi network; endosome; trans-Golgi network transport vesicle
Source: RefSeq, a predicted model, not a curated record
GAUGUCUGGUGACCUCAGAGGACUCAGUCUCCGUGGAGUCGGGAAGGAGGACGGCUGGGAUGCGAAGGCAACGCUUUGUAGGUAAUCAAACGGAUUUGUUCCCACAUGGGAGCGACCAGAGCACAGCAUGUUUGUGUACUGCGAGGAGGGAACCACGAAAAAGGCAGAGCUUAGAAACGCAAGCACUGGCUGGUGGUGGCCAAGAGGAGCCUGGCGCCAGCGACCUCACUCCCGCGGCCAGUGGGCGAGGCGAAGGAGCUCCUGCUCUGCCUGUAAGGUCUAGGAAGUACGAGGCGGAGAGGACGAAAAACGGAGAGCCAGUCUGUUGUGGCUGUGGUGAAGAGAAACCAGGAAGAUAAAGCUCGCUCUCCACUCGGGGACCGUAAGCGCAGCAACGAAAAGCGAACACACACAACAGCCGCAGCAGCUGCCCCCAGUCCCCGCCCCUUGACCUGGCGGAAGCGGGAGACGGAGAGGCGCGCGCAGCAGGGGCGGGGCUGGAGAGGGACUCCAUCCGCGGAUCUCGCGGGAGCGUUAGAGGACGGAAGCGCUAUCUGAGCAGGAUGCGGUUCGUGGUUGCGUUGGUCCUCCUGAGCAUCUCAGCGGCGGGAGCCGCUCCGCUCCCAGACUCCGAAACUGCCAAGAAAGAAGAAGCUGGAGUUCCUUCUACAGGAAGGGAUUCCAACCACCCCACCUCGAGCCAGCUGCCGGGAGGCUCUACCAGGUCGGAUCCGGAGCCGCAGACUCCAAAAGACAGCUCCAGCAAGUCGAGUUCCGGGGUGCAGACCCGAAAAGACAGCCCCAGCAGGUCAGGUGCGGACAUACAGACCGCAGAACACGGCCCCAGCCAGUCGGGUGCGGACGGGCAGACCCCACAACACGGCCCCAGCCAGUCGGGUGCGGACGGGCAGACCCCACAACACGGCCCCAGCCAGUCGGGUGCGGACGGGCAGACCCCACAACACGGCCCCAGCCAGUCGGGUGCGGACGGGCAGACCUCACAACACGGCCCCAGCCAGUCGGGUGCGGACGGGCAGACCCCUGAACAUGGCCCCAGCCAGUCGGGUGCGGACGGGCAGACCCCACAACACGGCCCCAACCAGUCGGAUGCGGAUGUGCAGACCCCACAACACGGCCCCAGCCAGUCGGGUGCGGACGUGCAGACCCCACAACACGGCCCCAGCCAGUCGGGUGCGGACGGGCAGACCCCAGAACACGGCCCCAGCCAGUCGGGUGCGGACGGGCAGACCCCUGAACACGGCACCAGCCAGUCGGGUGCGGACGGGCAGACGCCUGAACACGGCACCAGCCAGUCGGAUGCGGAUGUGCAGACCCCAAAACACGGUCCCAGCAAGUCGGGUGCGGAGGCGCAGACCCCAGAACUUGGCCCUGCCAAGUCGCGUGUGGAUUCACAGGCCCCAAAAGACGGCUCUAGCAAGUCGGGUGCGGAGGACCAGACCCCAGAACACGGCAAGUCGGGUGUGGAGGAGCAGACCCCAAAAGACGGCUCUAGCAAGGUGGUUCCAGAGCAGUCUUACAGGAAAGACCCCGCCAAGCCCAUCUCCAACCCCUCUGACAAGGAGCUCCCCAAGGCUAACACAAACCAGCUAGCUGACAAAGGGAAGCUUUCUCCGCAUGCUUUCAGAACCAAAUCUGGGGAGGACACUGACUUCAUUUCUCCCCCUCAGGAGGAAGAAAGUAAGUCUUCAGAGCCUACUGAGGAUGUGGAGCCCAAAGAGGCUGAAGAUGAUGAUACAGGACCUGAGGAGGGCUCACCGCCCAAAGAAGAAAAAGAAAAGGUGUCCGGUUCUGCCUCCAGCGAGAACCGUGAUGGGACACUUUUGGAGAAGGAUGACCAUUAUAAGGACAGCUCUGAAAGUGUCAGCGCAGAGAGCAGCCACUUCUUUGCAUAUCUGGUGACUGCAGCCGUUCUUGUGGCUGUCCUCUAUAUCGCUUAUCACAACAAGCGAAAGAUCAUUGCUUUUGUCCUGGAAGGAAAAAGAUCUAAAGUCACCCGGCGGCCAAAGGCCAGUGACUACCAGCGUUUGGACCAGAAGGUUUUUUUUCCCCCCCAAAGUCUUAACAGUAUGGUAUAUUCCUCUGGAAAAAGAUGAACGUCACCAAUGGAUUGUGCUGCUCUCGUUUCAGCUUUGAUUUUUUGUCCUUGAGAACUUUGUCCUCCCUGCUGAUUUGUUUGUAAAUCAAAAGAAAUGAAGAAAAAAGUACUGUGACCUAAGAGACACCCUCCUCUCGGGUUUGGUGGGAAGUCUGGGCUGACAGAGGUAGGGGGUUGCUUUGGGGUUUGCACCUGCACUUUGGUGACAUUGUUCUCCUGUGUUCCCUUUAUUUGUGCUGGUGGCUUCCAUCCGUUCCUCCUCUGAGUGUGAGUGGAGGGGCAUGUGGAAACAGCUAUGACCAAAGGGAGAUCCCAGCCUAGGCAGGUUGAGCUGCUGGCCGCCCUCCCUGGGGCCUGGGCUCUGUAGGAAAGCUGGCCCUUGACUGUGGCGUUAUACUUUCCACUGUGUCUGCAGACCUAGAGGAAAACUGCAGGUAGACCUGCUUUUCUACCAAAGCCUGUUACUUUGCGGGGAUGUGCCUACAAAAGACACAGAAGACGGGGAAAUGCCAAUAGGCAAAUGGCUACUUUGAACACCUAAUUCUCUUCAAAUUCUCUUUCCAUUCAGCAGUGAAUGGAAACAGCAGGUUAAAAAAAAGUGGUUUUUUGUGUGUGCAAGUCUAACCUGUCUAGCAUGAGUUCUUCUUGGCUUUCUGAUUAUUUUAUGUAGCUUGAGACAGAUUGAAUCGACUUCUCAACUUCUGCUUGGUUGUACCGAGCAUAAAACAGAACUUGGGCUUCCUGGCAGUGAGACCACUGUCCCAUCACAGAUUUUUAAAAUAAAUAUGAUUUGAAAUAGUGUGAUCUUUCACACAAUCAUACUCAGUGGGAACUUUUUGAAAUAGGGCAAGUUCAUGUUUCAUGUGAGAAAAUAUGAAGGAGGGUUUUGGUUUUGGUCUGCGGUUUUUCCAAAGGGCUUUUAUGAGAUACAUUUUCCACAUUUCCCAAAACUCCAUUUUGCCUUUGUUGCCUAAAACAGACAAAAUAGACUUACUUUAUUAAUAGAAACUAACCAUACUCUCUGCCCAUUUUACCUCAGUGUAUUUAAUGGUCCUUUCCUCUAAGAUGCCAAGGGUAAUUGUUAAAAAUUCUCCUUCCAUGCCAUGUCAGGAGUUAAUACAAUUUAAGAAAUUCUGUGGGUUUCCCUGGGAUAAGUGAGGGUAGUGUCUUGGACCUCGCUAUUGUUUGAAGGUUUAUCUCUUCUAGCCAUGCUCUGCCACAUUGUGGAGAGCCUAAAGAGAGUUGUUUCAGAGCUGAUCUCAGGGAAAUACAAAUAACUUGGGAGGUCAGAGAAAUAAGAUUAAUUCUGUGCUGUCAAGGCAGUCUGAAGAGAGGACCAUGCUUCUUAUUCCACUUUGCGUAAAACAGGCCGUAGCUUUGAGUUGGCAUUUUCAUUCUUGACAGGUAGCCUACUUUACGGAGGUAAGGAAUGAACACCUACCCUUCUGGGAUCAUUCUCUGUACUGAUGUGUCAGUAUUACUUUGCACCAACCUGAAGAAUCUUCUUUAAGUCUCCUCUAGCAUCCCCUAAGACCACCCUCUCCCUGCCUGCCUCCCUUUUCCCUGCCUUUCCCCUCAUGUUUUCUGGUUUUACCCAUCUAUACCAGCUCCUUUCCUUCCACCUUCAUGGACACCCAGAUUUUUCUGUUCCCUUCUGUGCUAUUUGUUAUUCAUCCUGCUUCUCAACUUCUCCAGUAAGUUGCUUCCCGGAAGUUGCCAUUCAUUUCUCUUCAUGACCAACUCUGUCUGUCAACUAUACUUUUCUAAAGGUUACCAGUUAUCAGAUCACCAAAUCCCUGGCUUUUUCUCAAAACUUAAUCCUGUCCUUGAUAGAACUGGACACUAUUGACCAUCCAGAUAGAAAUUCCCUUCUUGAUGUCUCUGACAAAUGGUCCUUUGCCUUAACUUGUGCUGGUGGGGAAGAGGCCCUCAAAGCCAGGCCUCUACACCUUUGACUGUCUGCUCAGCCAUUCACCUUUAUCCUCAGAGUGAGUGAUUGAUUCCCAAGUCUUUGUCUUGGCUUAGUUCCUAAAGAACCCAGUUCUGCUGGUGUCGAAUAGUUCAGCUUGGUUGUCACUGAAUGGAAUUCUUCUCUUCUACCCAUCAACCUGCCUCUCCCUACUGUCCACUAUCUUCAGUCACCUGAAUUCCUAACUGCAGACUUUUUUCUCUCUCAUUACCAAAAUCUUACCCAUUUUUCUUUAAAAAAGAUCCUUAGCUAUAAUCUUUCCAUUUUCCUUGCUUCUCUUGUCGCACACCCCCAACUCAUUUUGCUUCUCUCUUGAAUUUUGCUUUUUCAGAUCCACAUUAGUUGGGUUUCCUAUCCAGCUUCUUAGAAAGAAGCUCAAUCUUGGAAAGACUGAUCUUUCCAAAAUAUUUGCCCUGGUCUGAAGCUUUGGUCUCUAAUUCUCAAGGCUUAGAGUAUCCAGUUACAGACCAUUUGGGGUUCAGGAUGCUGUAGACUGACAUGCUCCUGCCUUUCUCUGCAUCCCAACCUGGCCAAAGCCCCUCCUGUGGGGUGCCCAUCUAUGCCUUUAUUCUGGCUGUGCCCUCCACUUCCUGGCUUCCCAUGGUUCUUUGGUGAGGUUUCUCUCCCUUCUCUUCUUUCUCCUACCUUCCCCAAUCUGCCUGUUUCUUCAGGGUCCAGCUCAUUUCCUCAUACACCUUCCUCACUACCCCACCCCAAGUAGUUGACUCUUUCCCUCAGUUCCACUAGCUGUUCAUCAGGCCACUCAUUUUGGAACUUCAGCAAAACAGGGCAGUCAGGAUCUGAUGUCUUUCUGAUCUCCCCAAGAAAACUAAGCUCUUGAGGCACAGCCCUUGGCAGUGCUUUCCUAUCUGCUGGGCAUGGUGACGUUCCUUAGAACUUCCAGAGUUCAGUUCCUUCUGGCAGAGAUGUUUUCUUUUUCCAUGCCAUAUAGUUGUGACUCAAAUGAGGGGUCCCACAGCUUUUCCUGGCUACCACUUGCUGUGACCUAAUACAUGUUGGGUUUUGCUCUUAAAGAGGAAAGCAGGAAGAAAAAGGUUGGUUUCAGAAACCAAGAGGGUUGGCAGUUGAUGCAUACAUUUUGUCAGUCCACAGAGUUGAGCUUUUGAGCCUCUGAGAAGUACUAUUUUUUGUGUGUUGAAAGAAUACAACAGGAUUUAAGUUUCUCUUUAGAAAUUGCACUGAAGAAAAUACCACACAUUAAAGGAAAACUUACUUUCUGCAUGGUGGUCUUUUCAAAGAUAGAAUAUUUGAAGCAUGUUUCCUAGAGAUUGUGUGGAUGAGGGUGAACUGGCUGAGGCAUUGCUCAAGCUAGGGUUGUGUAGGGAGCACGUGGAGCCACAAGAGCUACCUCCUACAGUCAGCUAAGGGCUUCCCUUCCUACGCUUAGCUUUCGGUUGAAGGAUGAUUUCUGUUAGAGAAAUCUGUGCUUCGGUCAUAGAUGUUAGUAGAGGAACUUGUUUUCCUGCUGCAGAUGUCUGAGUAGAAUUGCUGAAAGAGUUCACUUCUGGGCUCAGGGCAAGUUGAAGGCCAGUCUCUACGUAGAAAGGCUAAAAGGCAAUAGGGAAAGACCUGACAGCUAGUUACAUAAGCUCUGAUAUAUUUUCCCCAUGAUGGCUUCCAGUGACACAUGUGCUGAUAGACUCCUAAACCUCUCUGGAAUUUCCCUGCUGGCGACUUCUAUGGUCCUUGACUGUACGGGGUAACCUGAUGCCAGAUGCUGUGGGCGGGACAAGAACUACCGCAUUGCAGCGUGGAGGAGGCUGUGUGAGGCACCAGGCCCUGUGCUUCUGCAGGCCAUUUUCUGAAAACGCCUGUUAGUGAGGUUGCGUUUGUCAUGACUUGCUUGAGCAAGAGUCCUGGGGAGAGAUUUUGAGAUUGAAUUUGAUACAUCCAUACCCAACAGUGACAUAACUUAGCUAUUUCCACAAGUCACAAUGUGAAUUUAGUCUCCUCUGUGAAGGGUUUGGGCCUGAGGUGUAUAGUAUGUCAAACUGACAGUAAGCUAGCCCCUCACCUUCUGAUAGACAUUACUUUAAUUCACCAGACUCCAUCUUUGAUACAUGAUUGAUGAUUGAAAUUGUUUCUCUUCUUGUUUUCUCAGUUAAUAGAUGGCCACUGUUUCAGUGUUUUAUAUUUUCAGCUUUUUGUAACUUAACUCUAAACUUUAUUUUUUUAAAGCUCAUGUGGUCUAAUGAUAAGUAUUUUUCAGUACAUAAUGUUUUUCUGAGCUUCUGUAAAUGUCAUCACAAUGUAGUUUUGUUUUGUUGAACAGACAUCAAAAUAAAUUUCAAAUGUUAAA